Pomacea canaliculata is the source of this 3417-nucleotide messenger RNA. Its product is annotated as monocarboxylate transporter 6-like. Lineage: Eukaryota; Metazoa; Mollusca; Gastropoda; Architaenioglossa; Ampullariidae. The transcript has 7 exons. The record is from RefSeq and is a predicted model, not a curated record. Gene Ontology annotation, molecular function: monocarboxylic acid transmembrane transporter activity. The coding region runs from base 262 to 2130 and encodes 622 amino acids. Gene Ontology annotation, biological process: transmembrane transport; monocarboxylic acid transport.
UGUUGACUGACAUGAUUGGAGAUUCAGGAAAGUCACGUACACACGAGGUGCACUUCCUUCACAAGGCAGCACCGACAAAAGGUCAGAGGCCACAGGACGUCUCAGUCUGACCUUUGACGGUAGAGAAAGAGGAGAGUUCAACACUCGGAAGAGCGAAGGAAGUUUUCAAAUGACAUCUUGACAGCUCAUCCAAUACAGUCGAUGCAGAAAGAGCUGGCCACGUGGUCUGUGGAGGACUGACGACACUGCGUGAGUAACAAGAUGGUGACAGCAGGGGACAAGAUCAUCUGUCGGCCAUCUAGACAGUCGCUGAAUGUUCCUGAUCAGCAAAAACACAGAGAAGGAAGGAGAAAUGUGACUCGUGAUGUGGACUGUGGCUGGGCCUGGGUUGUACUCGCUAGUGUCUUCUGUCUGCUGGCCUUGAUGCUGGGCUUUCAGAGGUCCCGGGGUCUGGUGUUUGUGGAGAUCGAGGACAAGUACAAGGUGUCUGCGUCCUUCACAUCCCUCAUAGGUAGCGCUCACUCCAUCGCCUUCGGCAUCUCAGUGAUUUUCGUCAUGACAUUCGUGCUGGAAAUGAUGUCAGUACGACAAACCGUGCUGAUCGGAGUGGCGCUGCUGACGUCAGGUGUUGGGGUCAGCUUUGUUGUGACCUCGUAUCCAGCGCUAAUCUUCACUCUCGGCGUAAUGAUAGGUGCUGGGGUCUCCUUCGCAUCCGGCCCUUGCUUCGUGUUGUUGGGCCAAUACUUUGACCGGCGCCUGACCCUGGCCACAGCAGUCGUCAACUCCGGGGUCAGUGUCGGUGCUUUGGUGAUGCCUUACCUGCUGCGCCUGCUGCUGGACCAGUAUUCUCUACCUGGCGGUCUGCUGGUCAUGAGCGCUGUUCUGGCCAACAUGUUUGUCUGCGCAUGUCUCUUGCGACCCUUCCCAGCAUCCCAUCGGGACUCUCAUAGUACUUGUCACCUCAGUGGGGGCAAAGAUGACGUGGCGUCUGAUCCUCUGCCGGAAAAUACACCAGAACAUCGUUUUCACACUGAGAGAGAACUUUCAUCAACACCAGGAACACAGUGUCUGGGAGAGUUGAGUCCCCUGAUUGUAUCGCAUGAAUCACGCGCUGUCGAUGCAACUGGUCCUAUAGGCAGUAGUAGGUUUCCUGUAUUUUCUAAUAGUGUUUUUUCCCCUUCUAUGCCUAGUACUCAGCAUGGAGAAGCGAAACCUAUCUCUGAAAAUAUUUCUAAACAGGAAAAUCUUCCUGAUAUUCACACUUCUAACUUUUACAAAGCAGAAACAAAAUCUGAUUCUGAUCAGGAGCACGCUCUCCCUGACCAGUUAACUGCGGCCAUCAUCGCCUGCGACACACUGUCUCCUUUGAAGGUUUCUUCGGAUGUCAAAGUUCACCGAGGAGACAAUGCUAAUGCACCACGGCACGACAAUGAAAGCAGUUUGAGGUUUUCUGAUGGAAACAACAGAAGGACCGGAGUGUGGCUGUCAGCAGCCAGAAGGAGACUUGCACAAACAUUUGACAUCUCUGUCUUCAGGAGCUUGGCCUUCUGGGUGCUGGUGCUUCAUCAGUGGUUCGGAGUUACAGCUGGACUUCUUCAACCUGUCUACUUACCUCCGCUUGCCAUGGAGAAGGGAUUUAGCGAAGGGGAGGCAACCUUCAUGGUGAUGGUGACCGGAGGCUGCGACAUCUUCAGCAGGAUUUUACCAGGAGUUAUCGCCAAUUUCAAACUGCUGCAGCCACACGAGAUGGUGAUAGCAAGUCAGGUGAUCCUGGGAAUCUUGUUACAGUUCACUUUCUUUUUCAACACCAUACUGUCAAUGAUGGCUUUCUCUGCUGCCAUGGGGGCCCUGGGCGGAGUCAUCUUCUCCAUGACUCAGAUCAUGAUCAUCAACUUCAUGGGACUCCAUCGUUUCCCUGUUGCUUAUGGAUAUAUCCAGCUUUUUAAUGCCACAUCAUCAGCUGCCAACUUUCCACUUGCUGGUUACCUGAGGGACACAUUUGGAACCUCCACAACGAUCUUUAACUACCUGGGCGCCGCUCACAUCGUGUCAUCAACCAUCUUGUUGUCGUUUAUAGUGCUGAGUCGUUGUCAACAGCGAUGUAGGAAUGGAACUUACGGAAGCUUGUGAGAACUGUAACUGCAGUUUUUCAGCACGGAUACCCGUUUAUGCGUGAAUGUACCUGCGUGGGUACAUAGUCAUGUUACUGUUUGUCUGUGUUUAUAUGUCUUAUGUUGGUAUCAUCAUUUCUUACUUGUACUAGAAACAGAAACGUGCACGUGACCUAUCGAUGGUGUUUUUAUGUCAAUAUUAAAUGUCACAAGAGGAGGCAGGGUAGUCAGGUGCAUCAGAAGGUGGGAGAUCACAAUCACUAGUUGGAGGAUUGGUGGGGUCAGUGGUAAGCUCCUCCUCCCUAUCCGCCCACCCACAACCUGCCCUCUUGUUCUUACUCUGCAAUGCAGACUGCUUCCACCCAUUCUUACAGGUUUGUUUCAUCCCUCAACAGCAUAUUCAAGGAACUGAGAUAAACGUGGCGUAAGCCACGGGCUUGUGCAAGCUUUCCAAGGGAGGUAAGCAUGUACAACGUAAGAGUAGGAAUUCGCUCCUGUUACUCUCCCUUGGUUCUCUCGCGUUCUAGUUUUCAUUACCUCGAUUAAAUUGCAUGAUCCCCAAAAACGAAAACCACUAAAAUGUACUAAAUGCAUACAUGAUAUGUAGAGUAAAUACAGAUAAUAUUAUUGUAAUUAGAUAUUCUGUGAGUACAGAAUUGCAACAAAAUCUGGUCUUUUUUUAUUUUAAUUUUUAGUCAGCUUGAUAACCUAUCAAGCAUUACUGAGUCAUCAUUAAAACUUGAUUGAUUUCCGAUUAUUCCAGUUAAAUUUGGAGCCAGUAUAUAUCUUGGCACAUUAUUUCAACCCUUCUUUAGUACAGGCAGGAUCGUAUUUGUUGUUUUGAACUUUGUUAAAGAUACUACUUGGUUGUAAGACAGAAGAGUAACAUCUUUUGGAAAUAGUGACUAUCUGUAAACAUCUAAUUAUGAAAAAAAUAAUUGUCUAUUCCAGAAAACCACGAUUGUUUGUAUUGAUGAAAUAAGUGUGCUUUAAUCUUUUCUUGAAACCAAUUCAAACUGAGCUGGAGAUUGACCUGGCUGACCCAAACCCAUAUUAAACCUCAAUUAUUUAGAGUAUCUUUAUCUUGAAGAUAUAUUCAGAAUUAAUCAAGUUUGCUUGAUUUAUCUGAAAGAGAUUUAUUUAGUGGUAUAAAAAGAACCCCAUGAUACUGGGGGAGCUCUUUUUUCCACUGAAAUGUAAGUUUGUAGAAUCGCACAUUUAUACCUAGAAAAUGCCAGUUUGCCAUUUCAUUUUUACAAAUAUUGGAUAUAUUCACACUGAAGUUACAUUAAAUAUUUAAAGUUGA